CUUCCCAGGCUCCUCUUCGGGUAAACAAACAGCAAUGGCCGCAGAUGAGGGCGGCGGGGAACAGGAAAACAACAUGGGGAACCGCUUGCAACUCAUACCCGCACAGAGUGAUGAAGAAGAUGAUUAUGUUGAAAUGGAAGCUGAAGAUCAAGACAGUCAGGAGACUGAAAAGCCAAACAUAAUUAAUUUUGAUACUAGUCUGCCAACAUCACACAUGUAUUUAGGAUCCGAUAUGGAAGAGUUUCAUGGGAGGACAGUCCAUGAUGAUGAUAGUUGUCAAACGAUUCCUGUCUUGCCUCAUGUAAUGGUAAUGUUAAUUCCUGGACAAACGCUGCCUCUGCAACUCUUUCGUCCCCAAGAGGUUAGCAUGGUGCGGAACUUAAUACAGAAAGACAGAACUUUUGCUGUUCUUGCAUACAGCAAUAUACUUGAAAGGGAAGCACACUUUGGAACAACAGCUGAAAUUUAUGCCUACCGAGAAGAACAUGAGUUUGGAAUUGAAACAGUCAAACUAAAAGCCAUAGGAAGACAGAGGUUUAAGGUGCUUGAAAUAAGAACCCAAUCAGAUGGGAUCCAGCAGGCAAAAGUACAAAUCCUUCCUGAGCAAGUGCUGCCUUCAACAAUGUCAGCAAUGCAACUGGAGUCUCGCAGCAGAUGCCACAUAUUUCCUUCUUCCAAGCCUGCAGUAUGGCAGGAUCAACAUAUACAUCAAUGGUGGCAGAAAUAUCAAAAGCGCAAGUUUCACUGUGCUAGUCUGACUUCCUGGCCAUCUUGGCUGUAUUCCUUAUAUGAUGCUGAAACCUUGAUGGAACGAGUAAAGCAGCAAUUGCAUGAAUGGGAUGAAAAUCUUAAGGAUGAAUCACUUCCAUCAAAUCCAAUAGACUUUUCAUACAGAGUUGCAGCUUGUCUACCCAUUGAUGAUGCAUUGCGAAUUCAGCUGCUUAAAAUUGGUAGUGCUGUUCAGCGACUGCGAUGUGAACUAGAUAUAAUGAACAAAUGCACAUCUCUCUGUUGUAAGCACUGUCAAGACACAGAGAUAACUACCAAAAAUGAAAUAUUCAGUUUAUCCUUGUGUGGACCUAUGGCUGCAUAUGUGAAUCCUCAUGGAUAUGUGCAUGAGGCCCUUACUGUGUACAAAGCCUGUAACCUGAAUCUGAGAGGCAGAUCAUCCACAGAGCACAGCUGGUUUCCUGGGUAUGCAUGGACUAUAGCCGAAUGUAGGAUUUGUGAAAACCACAUUGGUUGGAAGUUUACUGCAACAAAGAAGGAUAUGUCUCCUCAAAAAUUCUGGGGAUUGACCCGUUCUGCCCUGAUGCCAAGGAUUCCAGAAUCAGAAAAUGAGUCGGAACAAGAAAGAUCACCAUUGCUUUGCCUGUGAUCUUGUAACCUCGUAUGGAUGAACUAGAAGCAGCCGCUGCCCCUCAGACAAAUCUGCUAAAUGCAGCAUCUGAUGUUUGAUUAUAUAAAAAAGAUCCAUAUAUCUGAGCUUCAUGCACAGGAAAAAUAAUGCUGUUUCCAGAGGCAUGGAAAAGUUAAAUUUGGACUUUUGGAAGAAGUAGUACUUUCAUGUGAGGGAGACCAGGAAAACCAGCUGGUUUUCAGGAUAUCUGGCAAGUGAUGGACAGCUCUGAAAUCUAGAACUGCCCUGUAAUGAUGUAAAAAGUUGCAUACUACUGUUGAUGAGAGAGACCUCUUGGGGGAAAAUGUUGAGGAGGAGGAAUUAAGACUCAAUUUGUAUAUAAUGAUGGGCAUAACCUAUUGCCGACUGUUUCAAGAUAUUUGCCUGUAGAGUGUUGUGACUUUAUAAGAGUCCCUGUUUUCUAACUGUAUGAAAUAGCUUACAGGUAUUUGCAUUUGCUUGAACAAGCCUUAAACAAUAAUGAGGCCUAAACCUCCUGUAAUGUGAUGAAGGUAAGAUCAUAGUCACAGGGCUGUUGGCAGAAGCAAGCACUGAAGCCUGCUGCUAAAGGAAAUAUGAUAUGCAAUUCCUUGUAUAGGAUCCCUUAAAAAAUGGGUUUGUCUUUACCGGAUCCUUUUAUCUGAUUUCAUUAAUUGAACAUGUUUUGAUGUAUUUGUUGUUGUUUUUUAACGGAAAAGCUUACAGGAUGAAGUACAUUAUUUUCUUCAUUAAUACCUCCAGUACACUUCAGUCAAUCAUAUAGUUAAAAUGUUUGCACUUAAUCUUAGAAAUCCUCUCAAGCAAGAUUCUGUGGAGCCUCUUGCAGUUCAGCUGCCAUUAACCUCUAUAUUUGGCAUCAGAAGGUAGUAGCCAUCUUACCAGUCUUGGCAUCACAGCCUUUUAAUUUAGGACAAGAAAUUAGAAUUAUUACCUACUCUUUAGAAAAGGAGCAGCUUGCUUUCUAAUGGACCUUGUCUAUGCUAUAAUGGAUGCCCAAACAAGUGGGUAUAGCCUUUUGCUAUAUUGUUUUCCCAGAAUGCACUUUGACAAGCAAAAUUGGCAGGUGGCAGAUUUAUUUUGCAUAUAGAGAUAUUGUCUUCUGGGAGCAUUUCUUUCAUUCAGUUAUAGAGCUCUUAAGUGUGGGUUGUAAUCUUGUAAAGAAAAGAUUGCUAAAAUCUUUCCGUUAUUUCAUUAAUACCCGUGUUGUUGAUCUAGUAAGUGAGAAAUGGCUUUUAAAGAACAAAGCCUUACCUUUAGUGGAAACAUCAUGGCUUCCACCACUCACCAACUGAAAGCUAUUUUAGGCAGUACCUGACAGUAGACAAAAAAAGAUAUUAGGAAUGUUUCAUAUACUAGAUAGCCAGGAAUGAAUAACUCUGUAACUCAGGGUUAGUUCCUCAAAGUCCUCUACCUCUGUGGUAUUAUGUCUCCGUUUGACAUCCCAAUCACACCUUUUCUUAUGCAGCAACAUUGUCUCUCAGAGCUGUGAACAGCAAUAUUAGCUGAAACCUCCUUUUUAAUAGAGAGAAUGUGUUGGUUUUGUUAGAGGGAAGCAUUGUAGCUUUUUGUUCUCCCCAUCCCCCCAGAAUCUUGCAAUAUUAAUGCACUGUUGUACAAGCACAGGGCUAUGAGAGUUGCCUGUACUAAACUGAUUCAGAAUAAUUAGAGAUUCUCCCCCACCCCGAGUUACAUACUGUGUAUAAUAAAAAUAUUGUGGCUCAGUCUUUAAGGGUCUGGGCUCCUGAUGUUUAUGUUACCUUCAGAGGGAUUAGCAAAUAACCAUGGCCUCACAAGGAAAAGGCUUCAUUUGUUUUGUUCCACAAGACAUGACUGCAUGAGAGGUUGAUAUAUGAUGCAAAUAUGAGUUUAAACUUUUGGUAGCUAUAAUACAAUGCUCAUAUGACAGCCACAUGCGUGUUUAAAAUAUUCUCCUUUAUCCUUGCAUGUGAUGAAUGUUCUCUUUUGGCUACUACCAGUUACAGAGCCUAUUCAGGUACCACUUCUGCCCUCUCAUCACCUAAACACUGCAAGAUCAGGAGCAGGUAUCAAGCUUGCACAUAUCCCUUCCUUACCUUAGAAGGUAACAGUUGCACCUGGAGACAAUUGGACCUUGUUUAUUUGUGUGUUUGUGGCUUCUUUACUUCCUCUAUCCCCACUCGUGCCCUAAUAUAUUGAAUCUAGUCUCCUAGCUGGCACCAUACCACAGGAUCAAUAAAUGCUGGAUGCCAUUCAUAGAGGUGAGGUGACAGAAUUAGUGUCAGAUUAGGCCCUUUUGAAUGAGUGUGGCCUUUAAAGCUGGUAUUCUUCAUCAAUACCAGCUAUUUCCUUGCUUUGGCACCUUUCCAGUGAAUUUUGCUUCUGUAACAGCAGUGCUUGCUGAAUUGUUGCAACCACCUUUGGCUAGGUCAAAGGUUAAACUGAAGAGUUGUGUAUGACAACAGCAAAUUUGAAAUAUGCCUGUGUUGGUAUGCUGCAAAUGUGUGUGUAAAGAAAUUUGAAAUGUAUUUAAAUAAUUGGAAAACAAAUAUAAUCAAGUGAGAGGAGCAAAAAGUAAAUGUUACACUAAUUUGAUGUAAUGUUGGCUAUUGUUUCUCCACCUUGUUUAAUGGGUUUGACAUGAUCAGCUUGGUAAAGUUUUUUCCUAACUUUUAAAUUAGUGUGAUUUAAAUAAUUGCAAAGACAGUAUAUCUAGCUGUUGUGCAACUGGCAGUUAAAAGUGCCAUCUGUAAAGGAUUCUUCAUGUAGAGCAUAUGCUUUAUAGCUCUGGUAUAAAAAGAUUAAUGCUUGUGUGUGUUGGCUUGGUUUUUCUGUGCUUGUAUCAUGUGGGUUUCUCUUUCAGCUGCUGGAGGAGAGGGAAACCUUCUAGGCAUUGAGGUGAAUCACAGGUUUAGCUGGAAAAAUGCACAAAGGGAACUCUACUCCCACAGCUAGGUUUUUCUCCCUCUUGUCUUUCCCCUGUGUUCUGCCUCCCCGCACUGCCCCCGAAGCUACUCAGAGAGUCAGUGAGACCCACCAGAGUGCUGCAGGAUGUGCUGUGGGGAGACUCUUGGAAGCCAGGAUCAGCUUGAGCAGAAGUUGCCUUCUGUGCGCAGCAGAAUCUUCGGAUCCAAGCCUUAGUGUUUCCAAACAAUAUUCCUGUAUCUGUCUGGGAAAUAAAUAUUAUAAAUCCUCAAA
Hemicordylus capensis (graceful crag lizard) is the source of this 4573-nucleotide messenger RNA. RefSeq names its product cereblon (gene CRBN). Bases 35 to 1378 code for a protein of 447 amino acids. Gene Ontology annotation, biological process: protein ubiquitination. The transcript is spliced from 11 exons. NCBI's taxonomy places the organism in Eukaryota, Metazoa, Chordata, Lepidosauria, Squamata, Cordylidae. The record is from RefSeq and is a predicted model, not a curated record. Gene Ontology annotation, cellular component: Cul4A-RING E3 ubiquitin ligase complex.